Messenger RNA from Brienomyrus brachyistius, 3879 nucleotides. RefSeq names its product hepatocyte growth factor-regulated tyrosine kinase substrate (gene hgs). NCBI's taxonomy places the organism in Eukaryota, Metazoa, Chordata, Actinopteri, Osteoglossiformes, Mormyridae. The record is from RefSeq and is a predicted model, not a curated record. The transcript has 20 exons. Gene Ontology annotation, molecular function: ubiquitin binding; phosphatidylinositol binding; metal ion binding. Bases 100 to 2460 code for a protein of 786 amino acids.
GGAAACCGGAAGUGGAGCCGGGAAGCUGCUGAAGCUUUGGGCUGUAAACCCGAGCAACUGCGUCUCGUAGCAAACCAGCUAAGCGACAUCAAAUCUGCGAUGGGCAAGGGGAGAGGCACGUUUGAACGGCUGCUGGAUAAGGCCACCAGCCAGCUGCUCCUAGAAACUGAUUGGGAGUCCAUCCUGCAGAUCUGUGACCUCAUCCGGCAGGGCGACGCCCAGGCUAAGUAUGCCGUCGGCGCCAUUAAGAGGAAGCUGAACGACAAGAACCCCCAUGUGGCCCUGUAUGGGCUGGAGGUGCUGGAGUCUGUGGUGAAGAACUGCGGCCAGACGGUUCAUGACGAGGUGGCCAGCAAGCAGACCAUGGAGGAGUUGAAGGACCUCCUGAAGAAGCAGACUGAGCCCAACGUCAAGAAUAAGAUCCUGUACCUGAUCCAGGCCUGGGCUCACGCCUUCCGCAACGAGCCCAAGUACAAGGUGGUUCAGGACACCUACCAGAUCAUGAAGGUGGAGGGUCAUGUCUUCCCAGAAUUCAAAGAGAGUGAUGCCAUGUUUGCGGCGGAGAGGGCUCCUGAUUGGGUCGACGCAGAGGAGUGUCACCGGUGCCGGGUCCAGUUUGGGGUCGUGACCAGGAAGCACCACUGCCGGGCAUGUGGGCAGAUUUUCUGUGGCAAGUGCUCCUCCAAGUACUCGACCAUCCCCAAGUUCGGCAUCGAGAAGGAGGUGCGCGUGUGCGAGCCCUGCUUCGAGCUUCUCAACAAGAAAGUGGAGGGUAAAGCAACUGCUGGGGCCCCAGCCGAACUGCCCCCCGAGUACCUGACCAGCCCGCUGUCCCAGCAGUCCCAGAUGCCCCCCAAGCGGGAUGAGGCAGCCCUGCAGGAGGAGGAGGAGCUGCAGCUGGCCAUCGCCCUGUCCCAGAGUGAGGCUGAGGAGAAGGAGAGGAUGAGGCAGAAACCCACCUACUCUGUGUACCCCAAGGCGGACCCCACCCCUGUGACCUCGUCAGCCCCCCCGGCCAGCACCCUCUACUCCUCUCCGGUGAAUUCCUCAGCACCCUCAGCUGAAGACGUGGACCCAGAGCUGGCGCGAUACCUGAACCGGACUUACUGGGAGAAGAAGCAGGAGGAGGUGCGCAAGAGCCCCACCCCGUCUGCCCCUGCCCCCGCGCCAUUGGCCGAGCCCCUGCCAAUUAGCCAGCCCGUGGAGAGCCACAUUCCGGUUCAGCCAAUCAGCAUCGUGGAGGUACGCCACGCCACGCCCCUUCAGACCCGCACGCUGUGUCGAGAAGCCGUUUUCACCUCGCCCAGUGUGACGCCGGACCUCCUCCCCCAGCAGCAGUACCAGAACGGCGAGUCGGAGGAGAACCACGAGCAGUUCCUGAAGGCGCUGCAGAACGCCGUCACCACCUUCCUGAACCGCAUGAAGAGCAACCACAUGCGAGGCCGCAGCAUCGCCAACGACAGCGCCGUCCUCUCGCUCUUCCAGUCCAUCAACAAUAUGCACCCACAGCUACUGGAGCUGCUCAACCAGCUGGAUGAGAAGAGGCUGUACUACGAGGGACUGCAGGACAAGCUGGCCCAACUGCGGGACGCGCGCGCGGCUCUCAACGCUCUCCGGGACGAGCAUCGCGAGAAACUCCGCCGUGCCGCCGAGGAAGCGGAGCGCCAGAGACAGAUUCAGCUGGCCCAGAAGCUGGAGAUCAUGCGGCAGAAGAAGCAGGAGUACCUGGAGAUGCAGAGGCAGCUGGCCAUCCAGCGGCUCCAGGAGCAGGAGAAGGAGCGGCAGAUGCGGCUGGAGCAGCAGAAGCACACCAUCCAGAUGCGGGCCCAGAUGCCACCCUUCACGCUGCCGUACGCACAGAUGCAGUCCCUCCCACCUAGCGUGCCUGGGGGGGUAGUGUACCAGGCGGCGGGCCCCCCCAGCUACCCCGGGACCUUCAGCCCCUCUGGAUCAGUGGAGGGCUCCCCCAUGCACACGGUCUACAUGAACCAGCCAGGCCAGGCUGGUGCUCCAGCCCCCUACCAGGCCAUGCCAGUCUCUGCCACAGACCCCAACAUGGUGAACGCGUACAUGUAUCAAACGGCGGGCUCCGGCGGGCAAGCCGUGCCCCCAGCCCAGGCCCCUCCCACAACCAACCCCACCUACUCCAGCUACCAACCCACCCCCACGCAGGCCUAUCAGAACGUGGCCUCCCAGGCUCAGCCCAUGCCCCCCAUGUCACAGGCUGCCCCGUCCAACGGCAUGGCGUACAUGAGUUACCAAGCCUACAACAUGCAGAAUAUGAUGUCAGCACUGCCUGGCCAGGACCCUGGCAUGCAGUCCCAGCAGUCAUACUUGCCUGGACAGCAGCCAAUGUACCAGCAGAUGGUGCCCCCUGGUGGCCCCCAGCAGCAGGCGCAGCAUCAGCCGCCUCAGGCAGCCCCGGGCAGCGCAGAGGCUCAGCUCAUCUCCUUCGACUGACCGUCUGUCUCCCUCCCACGUCCACCCCUGCCUCCUACUGUCAGGAGCCUAGCACACUACACCCCAAUAUCCCAUCUCCCCCCUGUACCCCCCUUCCUUGCCUAGUGUCACCACCCCUGUCUCACGUUUCCCUGGAAACAAAACACAGCAAGAAUGGCCCGGCCUUCCUCCUGUGUGCCGCUGCGUUGUCCUUCCUCGCUCUAUAGCACAUGCUCAAAAGCUUUGGGAUUUUGUACAGGGAGCACAGAAUGUGUGUCGGCUCCCUUCUGUGUAUCUAGUGAUUCCUAAAAAAAAAUAAAUAAAAAUAGUUAGCGACAUCAUUAAAUGAACUUUUGAAGGGCGAGGCGUAACUUUUUUUUAUCGAAUUGCAUGCUUUAAAAAAAAAAAAAAAAAUCAGUUGCGAAAUGUUCUGGCACCUUUGCCACUGGCUUUGCUGUAAUUGGUCGAAGUUGGGGUCUAAUAAUGGUUUAGAUUGGCUGACAUAGAGGGAAUUCAAUAGCUCCUGGAAGGUUCCAUUUUCAACACCAGAGAUGCCCCAGCUAGCCCAUCUAGCCCCUGCUGCUUAUGCCCCCCCCCUCCCCAGGUAGAGGAUGUCCCAGUCUGUCAUUGGUACCCUUCACCUCUGUGUGAGGCUUGCCACAUAUCUCUGACCACUUGGUGGCGCUGUUGGAUUCCAGUGGUACAUUCAGCCAUUCUCUGUUCACUCCCAUAAUCAUCACAUUAGUUGCUUCGCAGAUUUAUUUUUCCUGCCGCUACUUUUACACUUUUAUUCGUGCUCUUUACCUUUUGUGUAAAAAUUCGAAUUUAUAAGCACUGCGCUAUCUUCUAGGCUGCUCUUUUCGUUACUUCACCUUCAGACUGUUCUGUGCAUGUAGCAGUGAGAGGUCUGUCCUGUAUAUGUUCACCUUAGAGCAGUGUGCCACUGGACUGCUAAUGUGACAGACUGGGUCAUUGAAAGCAGACCUAAUUUCCAGUGUAACCGUGCUUCUUGGUGGUGUGAUGUCACACAGAGUCACCUUAAGGACACCUGUCUGACACCCCUUCUGCUGAAGCGUUUUGUGGGUAUUCGCCCAUUAACACUUCGGCUUUAAUUUCUUGCACACGUUGACCUAAUUGAGCCAGAUAAACAUUAAUAUAAAGGAAGCAUAUUGAUGGCUGAGCUGUGUAACUGCAUAGAAUGUUCAACAGCUAGACUUUAGUUGCUGACGGGUUUAGUUACGAACUUAAGAAAUGAGGCAAGCUGACCGUCAGAAACACAGAUUUACAUUAAGCUUGCUCACAUGUGCUCAGCUCGUGGCUUCUAUAACCUUCUAAUGUCAUUUGUGAACUUUUUUUGUUCUACUUGUCAUGCUGAUCUUAGUCUAUAAGAUCAUUCAGUAAUUUUAAAAUUAUAUUUAAUAAAUAUUGUGUUCCUCUGUU